AUGAUCAAUAAAGACUGAAGAAGCCUACUGUGCUCUUUAAUUUCAAUGAUUUAUGAAGGAGAAUCUGACAUUGAAAUAUGCAGAGAGUUUCUUUGCAAAGAUCGAAAUUUCAAUCCUUAUAAUCUCCUUGGCAUGAUUCCACAAAGUUCUGGAGUAAUCACUCCAAAUGAUUUUUAUCAUUGUAAUUUGAUAAAAGAUCUCAAAGCUACUUUUGAUGAUUUUUAUAUGCUGAUAAAACAAUAUAGCUCUGGAGCCAAUUCUUAUCUAACUUCAAAAGAUUUCCUGAAAUUAAUUAUGCCUGCAACUAAUGAAAAACUGAAAAAAAAUUGUUUAAAUCAAAAACUCAGCUAUUCUUAUAAACUAGAUAAGCAUACAAGUUUUGGGUUUCAAACUUUGAUUAGAAAAGAAAUUGAUCUGCAUAGAAAAAUCGAAAAAAUCAAAAUGGAAUUAGAAAAUUUAUCUGAUUUUUCAGUUCGUGUCGCAUUUUUAACUAUAGAUAAAGAAAACAAAGGAUUUAUUGAUUCAGCUGACUUAUUUAGAUUUUUAAAAAGCGAUGGAACAAUAAUUAACAGCAAUAGUUUUGAGGAUUUUUUUCGUAGGAUUAAAAGAGAAAAAGCUAGACGUAUUAGUCUCGAAAAAUUUUAUGAAAUGCUGACACCUUAUAAAUCAAAUAAUGAAAUUGGGUUAAAUACUGAAAAUUCUGAAAAAUUGAAAAUAAAUGCGCAAGAAACUCUCUCAACUGGAGAAGAAUAUACUGGGAUUCAAGAAAGCUCAUUAAAAGCUGAAGAAAUCUUUCAGGAAGAUCUAAAUAGCAUUAAUGAAGAAGUAAAAGACGAAAGCUUAGAAAAUGAUCAAGAAUUGCUCGAAUUUAACCAAAAAGUAUUGAAUUAUUUUUUUUUGCAGUUAAAUUUAGAAAUGAAGAUCGAAAAUUAUAGAGAAUCUUUAUUUAUGUUCAAAGAGUUUUCAAUUGAUUUUUUAUUUAAAGUGCUAGACAAAUAUGAAGAGCUUGAAAUUAGUAUAGAAGAGUUUGAUAGUUUUUUAAAAGAACUAAAUAUUGAUGCAGAAAAAGAUGAUUUAGUAAGAAUUUUCAAGAAAUUUGGGAAUGAUAAUAUAAAGCUAGAAGAAGAAGGGUUAGAUAAUUUACUAACUUCCCCCCCCUCCGUGAGUGAAAAAAAAAAUUUUGUUCACUCACGGAGGGGGGUUAAUUUUUUUUUUUUAAUAAAAUUUAUAUAUAAAUUUUUUAAGAAAUAUUUUUUUUCGAAAUUUAAAAAAUCCUGAUUCGCAAAAAUUGGAAAGCAAAUAUUAGUUUAAUUUAUAAAAAUUUAUGUUUUAAAAAGCAAUUCGUUUAAAAUUAAAUAGAAUUAGCUCUAGAUUUCAUUAUAUUAAUUAUCAUUUAUAUAUCAAAUUUUUUUUCCAUAAAAAAUUUUUCUAUUACAAAAUUUUUUGUUAACUCACGGAGGGGGUGGGUUUUUGGGCAAAAAAUAGCGAUUUUUCUAAUGGUUUUGUUCACUCACGGAGGGGGGGGGGGAGUAAGACCAUUAAAUGAUGAGUAUGAACAAAGUUAUAGGAUAAAUAGUGAACUUGGGUUUAGUCCUUUGUGUAUAGAAAUAUUAUCAAACGUUUUUAAAUUGAUAAUCGAAAGUGAAAAGAAAAUCGCUGAAGAAGGCAUGGAACUGGCGAAAUUUCCUGAAACUUAUUUUAAGAGCUCUUUUAAAGCUAUUGAUAGCAAUUCCGAUGGAAUAAUAUCAAUUUAUGAUAUGAAAAUUGCUUUGGAUAAAUUUGGAAUAUAUUCUACAAAUAAAGAAAUAGAGUUGGUGAUGAAGAGAUACAGAAUAUAUAUGGAAAAUGGUAUCAGCUAUGAAGCUUUUUAUCAGUCAAUUGCAUAUGACUAA
Messenger RNA from Blepharisma stoltei, 1892 nucleotides. NCBI's taxonomy places the organism in Eukaryota, Ciliophora, Heterotrichea, Heterotrichida, Blepharismidae. The record is from the annotation of a GenBank genome assembly.